AACUCAUUACUAAAUUCCAUCGAAAAACAUCACACAAACCAAAAAACAAACCAAAGAAAACUUGAGAAUCUAGACCAAAAACUAAAAUGGCCAGAGCUCAUCAGAUUACCAUCAUUAUCCUCCUGAUAUCCUUCAAUCUCCUCACAUUCAUCAACUCCGCUAGACUUCUUGAUGAGAUCCAACCUCAGUUGAUCCCUACAGGCCAAAUCCCUGCUGUGGCUCCAACCGAAGCUGUGGAGGAUGAUGGCACCGAUGACAACAACCUUGGACCUGCAACAUCAACCACAGCUGCAUCAGCAAUUACAGUCCCAGCCGGUCCAGCAGGUGUGACAGCGGGUGGACCCGAACCGUUACUAGAGUUCUUUAUGCACGACGUGCUAGGCGGGUCUCACCCCUCGGCUCGUGUGGUUACUGGAAUAGUAGCUCAAACCGAAGUGAACGGUAUACCAUUCUCAAAAGCCAGCAACAGCAUUUUCCCGGUUGACAAUGGAGUCCCACUGGUAAACUCAAACAACAUCAACAGUGUCAUUAACCCAAACACAGCUCCACUUCUCACCGGACUUAGUGGUGCUCAAACCUCCACAGUAAUUCAAAACACAAACGGAAAUUCUAACGAUGCCCUUGACGCCAACAGUCUCCCUUUUGUAACCGCCGGGAACCUCCCUCCUGGUGCUGCCCUCCAACAUCUCAUGUUCGGAACCAUAACUGUGGUGGACGAUGAGCUAACCGAAAGCCACGAGCUUGGCUCAGCUGUUAUAGGGAGAGCUCAAGGCUUUUACUUGGCCAGUUCCUUGGACGGCACAAGCCAGACUCUAUCUCUGACGGUAUUGCUACAUGGAGAGCAUGAUCACCAUGACACUUUAGAUGACGCCAUUAGUUUCUUUGGUGUUCACCGGACCGCCUCUCAUGCCUCCCAGAUUGCAGUUAUUGGCGGGACCGGGAAGUUCGAGCACGCAAAAGGGUAUGCCAUAGUGGAGACUCUGCAUAACCAGAACAACCAGCAUAUCACUGAUGGUCAAGACACCAUCCUCCAUUUCAGUAUAUACCUCACCUACAAAGCUUGAAGAGAAAAUGAGACUUAAACAAGAAAUGAUUGCUUUUGUAUAUGUUCUUCCUCACUAGCUUCUGCUUGUGGCCUUUUUUUCUUUGUUGUGCAAAUCUUAAAUCCAAUGAAAUUUUAUUAAAAUGAGACUGUUUCAAUCAAAUUCCUGUUUCAUUCACACAAAAAAACUUGUUGAAACACU
Messenger RNA from Capsella rubella, 1244 nucleotides. Its product is annotated as dirigent protein 9. Bases 87 to 1064 code for a protein of 325 amino acids. The record is from RefSeq and is a predicted model, not a curated record. The transcript has a single exon. NCBI's taxonomy places the organism in Eukaryota, Viridiplantae, Streptophyta, Magnoliopsida, Brassicales, Brassicaceae.